Cicer arietinum (chickpea) is the source of this 1420-nucleotide messenger RNA. Its product is annotated as calcium uniporter protein 2, mitochondrial-like. Gene Ontology annotation, cellular component: uniplex complex. Gene Ontology annotation, molecular function: calcium channel activity; uniporter activity. The record is from RefSeq and is a predicted model, not a curated record. NCBI's taxonomy places the organism in Eukaryota, Viridiplantae, Streptophyta, Magnoliopsida, Fabales, Fabaceae. Gene Ontology annotation, biological process: mitochondrial calcium ion homeostasis; calcium import into the mitochondrion.
CAUCACCCAUCCCUUUCUUCAACGAAAAACAAUUUCAAUCUCUUCCUCUCCUUCUUCUAUGAUUAUUAUCCAUGGCGUUCAAAAAAACUCUUGCCCAACGCCUCUUCAACAUCACCAAAAUAUCGUCACAAAAUCUCACAAAUUCUCGCAUUUCAUCCUCCUCCGUCUGUGGAGGUGUUUCUUCAAAGUUCUCUGAACCCGACAUUGCUCCAGAACCCGGAGACAAUGGAAAAUUCCGUAGAUAUUUUCACGGGUUCGAACCGGAACGAACCGGGUUCAAAACGGAGCUAAAUUCGAAAACCGGAAACAUUGUGGAGAAGCUGAGAGCAAUGGAUAUUGCUCGGAGCCGCAUUCGGUUGGAGGGAUUGAGUCCACCGGCGGAAAUGACGGAGGUGGACGGUGUCACCGUCGAGGAUGUGAGAAAGUUGCUGAAAGUGACGCAAUUGGAGAUGGUGAAAUCGAGGUUGAGAGAUUCUACAAAUAGUUGCGUAACGGUUUCGGAGUUUAUUCGGAUCUGCUCCGAAUAUUGUUCCAAUGAUGAUGAAGCGGUUAAGAUUGCAAAGAUGCUUGAUGAUUCUGCUGCUGUCAUUAUAUUAGGAGAUGUUGUGUUUCUUAGACCUGAACAGGUAGCAAAAAACAUCCAAAGUCUACUCCCUAUACGAGGAGCAAAAGUGGCAGAUUCAAUUAGAAAAGAAUAUGAAGAAAUGGAGAAAAAGAAGAUAGCCAUUGACAACAGAACCAACACCUUGAUUCGCCGUGAGCUUUGGGGAGGUUUGGGUUUCAUGAUAGUGCAAACAAUGGCAUUCAUGAGGCUCACCUUUUGGGAGCUUAAUUGGGAUGUGAUGGAACCUAUUUGUUUCUAUUUAACAUCCAUGUAUUUUAUGGCAGGCUACACAUUCUUCCUUAAGACUUCAAAAGAACCUUCUUUUGAAGGUUUUUAUGAAGCCCGUUUCAACUCCAAGCAGAAACGUCUUAUGAAGCUUCACAAUUUUGAUAUUGAAAGGUACAAUAAGCUCAAGGAUGUUUGUUUUCCCACAGCUAGUACAAUGUUUGAUUCAUCUAUUGCUCUAACAUUCGGAAAUUCUUCACAACAUCAUUGAUAUAGAGAAAGUAAUCAAUUGGCCUUAAACAAAAAUAAAGAUGUAGAAGGUUAUUAAACCUUAGUUACAUAAUUUUGUUCAUUGACUUUAGAAUACAACAUAUAGCUCAAAUUUUGAGGGUUUUAUUAUUGAUAAUUUUGGGGUAAAAAACCAUUUCGGAAAGGGUUAUUAAGAUGUAUGGUAAGAGUAUAUUAGAAUUAGAUGCGGCUUUGUGUAAAAUGAGUGCAGUGUGUUCAUUACAAUUUUCCUUUAUUAAAAGUCACAUGAUUACAUUACAUUUUGAGAUAUCAAAAUUUCAUUUGUAUAAAAAAAAAAUCAAA